UGCUAUUUAUAGUGAUAUAAUAUACUACCUGAUCUUUUUCAGUGUUAGAGAUAUAAAUAAAAAUGUCAUCAGAUACAACUUUUGAUGCAGAUUUGAAGAAAGCUUUUCAAGAGCUUCAAGCUAAAGUUAUAACAACAACACAACAAGUAAAAUUAGCAGAAGCGCAGAUGGCUCAACUGAGUAGGAACAUAACUCAUGCAAAGUUGACAGAUCAGGAACUCUCUUCUUUGCCUGAAAAUACAAGGACAUACCAAGCUGUAGGACGCAUGUUUUUGUUAGAACCCAUUGAUCAAGUACGUUCUGAUUUAAAAAAGAAAAUUGGAGAUGGUGAAGCAAAAAUAAAAACAAUUGAACAAAAUAAAGAGUACUUGCAAAAGAGUGUAAAAGAUCAUGAAAAUAGCAUCCGAGAAAUGUUAUCAGCAAGACGUUGAAAAACUUGAAAUAUAUAUUUCACAAGAAUAAAUCAUAUAUGAAAAGUUGUAAA
Molecule: messenger RNA, 484 nt
Organism: Hydractinia symbiolongicarpus
Lineage: Eukaryota; Metazoa; Cnidaria; Hydrozoa; Anthoathecata; Hydractiniidae
Product: prefoldin subunit 1-like
Exons: 1
Coding region: 63-431 (122 amino acids)
Biological process (GO): protein folding
Cellular component (GO): prefoldin complex; cytoplasm
Molecular function (GO): protein folding chaperone
Source: RefSeq, a predicted model, not a curated record